GCGAGGCGGGAUCACGAGGAAUUCAUCUCCAAGUUGUUGCCAUCUCUCGAGAUACUAAAGCUGUCGGGGAUAUGCCUUAGUGACGAGUAUCUCCGCAGCCUCAUGGCCAGUGCUCCUCUGCUCCAGACAGUGAGAUGUAAGCAUCUCCCUGUGACGGAAAUGGUGGAGAUAUCUGAUCACGAGUAUGAGGACGACGAUGACGAAUGGUCUUAUAUUUUCCGUAUGGUGCUCGAAGAAUCGGAUGAAGAUGUCAUAGCCUGAACAAAAUAUUAGACUUGUUUGUACAGUUUUCAUUAAUUAUGGGACUUCUUUGUAAUUAGCUUAUACCCGAGUUUCUGGUAGCAGGGUAUAAGUAGUUUGCUUCAGCCGAGUUCUAGGGCUAAGCUACGUAGACUAUCAUCAAAACACUAAACCAUAGUAGAUUUGAUACUAAGAGCUAUGCUCUCUGUGGACUAGUCCCGAUCAUUGGGGAAACCACGUAAAUCUUUGCGUCCUUUUCUUUUCCGCGAU
Messenger RNA from Linum tenue, 510 nucleotides. The record is from the annotation of a GenBank genome assembly. NCBI's taxonomy places the organism in Eukaryota, Viridiplantae, Streptophyta, Magnoliopsida, Malpighiales, Linaceae.